Messenger RNA from Ricinus communis (castor bean), 2497 nucleotides. RefSeq names its product GDP-L-galactose phosphorylase 2. The transcript is spliced from 7 exons. Gene Ontology annotation, biological process: glucose metabolic process. Gene Ontology annotation, molecular function: GDP-D-glucose phosphorylase activity. NCBI's taxonomy places the organism in Eukaryota, Viridiplantae, Streptophyta, Magnoliopsida, Malpighiales, Euphorbiaceae. Gene Ontology annotation, cellular component: cytoplasm. The record is from RefSeq and is a predicted model, not a curated record. The coding region runs from base 796 to 2154 and encodes 452 amino acids.
AACCAAAACCAAGAGAAAAAAAGAAAAGAAAAGUGGUCCUAGCAUAGCAAUUUCCACCGGGUCCGUACCAAGUUCGUGGUCCCUCUCCGGUGACCUUAUUGGGCGUUUUGAUUUGAGAAAGAUUGUAGCUAAAUAGUAAUCACACCUUUUUGUUCACCCAUUCACAACCACCACUACUUGCAUUCUCUCUUAUCUAUAUAACCACCAUCUCCUCUCCCACUUCUUACCCACACCCAGAUUCCCUUUUAUAUUCCUUCGUCAAAUUUAAAACAAUCCACUACAAAAAUCUGAGAGAAGAAAAGAAAAAUAGAAAACCCCCAAAAGUUUCGGAAUCAAGAGAUAGCUUUCUCUCUUAUUUUCUUUCUAAGUAUCCAGAAGUUUAUUUGUGAUUUGGUGAAAAGGGUAGGAGUUAGUUUUUGUAAAAGAGAGGUGCUUUUUUCAGGGUAAUACCCAGGGUAGACAAGUUGUAGACAUCACGGCUAUACACGGAGUAACUCGGCCUCUAAUUCAUGUCCGUGCAGUACGACGUAAGGGUUGUGUAACCGAGAGCAGCAACCCUUCGCCGCACGGUGGACGUGGUGCUUUGCCUUCUGAAGGCGGUAGUCCUUCCGAUCUCCUUUUCCUAGCUGGUGGUGGUUCUGUCCUUUCCUUUGUUGCUUAGAGUAGUUUCUUUUUAUAUUUCUGCAUUCAAUAGCUGCAAGGAUAAUAUAUAAACAAAGGUGUUUGUUUAGAGGUAUUAGAUUUCUCUAUUAAGCAAAAUCUAUUGGGAAUUUCGAGAAUUUUCUUAAAGAUAAGAUGAGUAACAAAUUGAUGCUGAGUAUCAAGAGGGUUCCCACUGUUGUUUCCAAUUUCCAAAAAGACGAGGCCGAAGAUGGUGCUAAAAGGAGUGGGGGCUGUGGCCGUAAUUGCCUUCAGAAGUGUUGCAUUCAAGGCGCAAAGCUCCCUUUGUAUGCUUUCAAGAGAUUAAAUAAGAUUGUUUGCGAAAAGGAGGAGAUUGAACAUGAGAACAUUGAACCUCCUGUUGCAUUCCUUGACUCGCUCCUUCUUGGGGAGUGGGAGGAACGUAUGCAGAGAGGCCUUUUCCGUUAUGAUGUUACUGCCUGUGAAACCAAGGUGAUUCCUGGCCAGUAUGGUUUCAUUGCUCAGCUGAAUGAGGGCCGUCACUUGAAGAAGAGGCCAACUGAAUUUCGUGUUGACAAGGUCCUCCAGCCCUUUGAUGGGAACAAAUUCAACUUCACUAAAGUUGGCCAAGAAGAGGUGCUCUUCCAGUUUGAAGCAAGUGAGGACGAUGAUAUUCAGUUCUUCCCAAGUGCCCCUAUUGAUGUUGAGAAUUCUCCAAGUGUGGUUGCCAUUAAUGUUAGCCCUAUUGAGUAUGGGCAUGUUCUGUUGAUCCCACGUAUACUAGACUGCUUGCCACAGAGGAUCGACCGUGACAGCUUAUUGCUUGCACUUUACAUGGCAGCUGAAGCUGGGAAUCCAUACUUCCGUUUGGGUUACAACAGCUUGGGUGCAUUUGCUACCAUCAACCACCUUCACUUCCAGGCUUACUACUUGGCUGUGCAAUUUCCUAUUGAGAAGGCACCCACUAAGAAGAUUACCACUUUGGAUUGUGGGGUGAAAAUAGCUGAGCUUGUGAAUUACCCUGUCAGAGGACUUCUAUUUGAGGGUGGAAAUACUCUGCAAGAUUUAUCCAAUACCAUUUCCGAUGCUUGCAUCUGCCUUCAAGAUAACAACAUACCAUACAAUGUGCUCAUCUCUGAUUGUGGAAAGUGUGUCUUUCUCUUGCCACAGUGUUAUGCAGAGAAACAAGCUCUUGGGGAAGUGAGUGCUGAACUUCUUGAUACGCAAGUGAACCCAGCUGUGUGGGAAAUUAGUGGCCAUAUGGUGUUGAAAAGGAAGAAGGACUAUGAGGAGGCAUCUGAGGAGAAUGCUUGGAGGCUGCUCGCUGAGGUUUCUCUCUCUGAAGCAAGAUUCCAGGAAGUGAAUGCUCUCAUUUUCGAAGCCAUUUCUUAUGCUGGUAGUAGCAGUGAUAAUGAAGCUCAGAACAUGCUUGAAGACGAAGAUGUCAAUUCUGUUGGAGAAGUUGGUGCAAUUAACCAAAGCUCACACUGCACUAUGGUGACUGGGAAUCAAGAAUGCCUCGUUCAGCAGUAAAUUUGUCUGUGACUGUGAUGAGCAAACCAAUUGUGUUGGGUUCUUAUGAUUAAUCACAGAAGUGUGGAAGUGAAUCAGUAAACUACUGUUACUGCCUGAGUGAGCUUCUGGCAGUAGCCUAAAUAAGCAAAACUAGGUUUUGCAUUGUCAGUCUUGGUUUGCCUUCAUUCAGUACCAUUCAUAUUGGUGUAUUAAACAUAUCGGUCAUGUCAUUUCCUAUUUGUAUGUACUAUGUCAGGUUGUGUAAUAUUACGCUACGGAAUGUUUACUGUUAUCAGGCAGCUUAUGUAAAUAAUGCCCAUGUAUUGGUUUAUGCAUUUAUAUGAUUGACGACUUUAGGUGA